Dunckerocampus dactyliophorus (ringed pipefish) is the source of this 4622-nucleotide messenger RNA. RefSeq names its product oocyte zinc finger protein XlCOF6-like. Gene Ontology annotation, biological process: regulation of cytokine production; regulation of immune system process; negative regulation of transcription by RNA polymerase II. NCBI's taxonomy places the organism in Eukaryota, Metazoa, Chordata, Actinopteri, Syngnathiformes, Syngnathidae. The transcript has 2 exons. Bases 324 to 2414 code for a protein of 696 amino acids. The record is from RefSeq and is a predicted model, not a curated record.
CACCAAGACAUCACCAAGCCAACGAGCAAGAAGCGGCCUUCGCAAGUUGCUGUUGUUACUCUCAGAAGACGCUGUUGUACUCCUCUCUAGUGCACGUGGCCAAUGAGACAUUCACAGCUGGUUGGUCAUCAAGAAGAAUAUCCUACUCAGCCACAGGGGAGGAAGAGUAAGAACUCUCACUGACUGAGGAGGGAGAGCAUUUUCUCGACACAGAGGAGGCGGCUCUCACCAGGUUGCCACUGACUGGUGUCUCUUUGGUGACUGAAGACCCUGGAGAAAAACCACCUGAGUCCUCACAGCUUCAUCAUAGUCCAAGUGAGGAGAUGAGAGACGUGGAGCCACAGCCCCCCUAUGUUAAAGAGGAUGGGGAGGAGCCACAGCCCCCCUGUGUUAAGGUGGAAGAGGAGGAGCUGCAGUCCACCCACGUUAAAGAGGAAGAGGAGCCACAGCCCACCCACAUUAAAGAAGAAGAGGAGGAGCCACAGCCCCCCUAUGUUAAAGAGGAAGAGGAAGAACUCUCCAUCACUCAGGAGGGAGAGCAUCUUUUAGGGCCAGAGGAGGCUGAUCUCACCAGGUUGCCACUGACUGGUGUCUCUGUGAAGACCAAAGACCCUGGAGAAAAACCACCUGAGUCCUCACAGCUUCAUCAUAGUCAAAGUGAGGCGAUGAGAGACGGGGAGCCACAGCCCCCCUAUGUUAAAGAGGAUGGGGAGGAGCCACAGCCCCCCUGUAUUAAAGAGGAAGAGGAGGAACCACAGAUCCCCUGUGUUAAGGUGGAAGAGGAGGAGCCACAGCCCACCCACAUUAAAGAGGAAGAGGAGCCACGGCCCACCCACAUUAAAGAAGAAGAGGAGGAGCGACAGCCCUCCUAUGUUAAAGAGGAAGAGGAAAAACUCUCCAUCACUCAGGAGGGAGAGCAUCUUCUAGGGCCAGAGGAGGCUGAUCACGCCAGGUUGCCACUGACUGGUGUCUCUGUGAAGACCGAAGACCCUGAUGACAAACCACCUGAGUCCUCACAGCUUCAUCAUAGUCCAAGUGAGGAGAUGAGAGAGGCGGAGCCUUCAUGCAGCAGCUCACUGCAACACAUGACAACAGAAGCUGAUGGAGACCACUGUGGAGGAUCACAAGCAGACAACCUCUUAGCUCCACUGUCAGAUAGUGACGACACAACGUCACACUCUCCUGAAGGUGAAGACAGCGACUUCAACCAAGAAUCUCUGAGCAGCAAUACAGACUGUGAAGGUGAUAUGAUGACUCACACUGGCAACAAACACUCUGAAAGCUCUAAAAAGAAGACAGGUAAACGUUUUAACUGCUCAGUUUGUGAUAAAAGAUUUACUUGUAAGAGUCGUCUGGCUCAACACUUGAGAACGCACACAGGAGAAAAACCUUUUACUUGCUCAGACUGUGGAAAAUGCUUCACUCAAAAGACACACAUGAAAAUACAUAUGAGAACGCACACAGGAGAAAAACCUUUUAGUUGCUCAGACUGUGGAAAAUGCUUCACUCUUAAGACACACAUGCGAAGACACAUGAAAACACACACAGGAGAAAAACCUUUCAGUUGCUCACACUGCGAUGGAUGCUUCACUCGAAAGGCAGACAUGGUAUUACACAUGAGAACCCACACAGGAGAAAAACCUUUUAGUUGCCCAGACUGUGGUAAAUGCUUCACUCAAAAGAUACACAUGAGAACACACAUGAGAACACACAUGAGAACACACACAGAAGAAAAACCUUUUAGUUGCUCAGACUGUGGUAGACGCUUCUCUCAAAAGGCAGACAUGCAAUCACACAUGAGAAGGCACAGAGAAGAAAAACCUUUCAGUUGCUCAGACUGUGGUAAAUGCUUCGCUCGGAAUGCAAUCAUGCAAAUACACAUGAGAACACACACAGGAGAAAAACCUUUUAGUUGCUCAGACUGUGGUAAACGUUUUAAUUAUAAGACACACAUGAAAUCACACAUGAGAACACACACAGGAGAAAAACCUUUCAGUUGCUCAGACUGUGGUAAAUGCUUCACUAAAAAGUCAAACAUGCAAUCACACAUGAGAACGCACACAGGAGAAAAACCUUUUAGUUGCUCAGAUUGUGGUAAACGUUGUAAUCAUAUGACACACAUGAAAUCACACAUGAGAACACACACGGGAGAAAAACCUUUUACUUGCUCCGACUGUGGUAAACGUUUUAAUCAAAAAAUACACCUGAAAUCACACAUGACAACACACACGGGAGAAAAACCUUUUAGUUGCUCAGACUGUGGUAAACGCUUUAAUCGAAAGACACGCAUGAAGUCACACAUGAGAACGCACAUAGGAGAAACACCUUUUAGUUGCUCAGACUGUGGUACACGCUUCACUCAAAAGUCAGCGAUGCAAUCACACAUGAGAACACACAGGAGAAAAACCUUUUAGUUGCUGACAUACAUUCAUGGAAGUCGGCUUUGAUAAGACACAUGCAGAGUCACUGAUGGUCUCCUGCUUGACUCGCCUGACUUCCAUGCAGUCACUGUGUUGCCACUGUGUUGUAAUAUUCUUUGCACAUGUCUUGUUUUUAUUAAUGUGCAAAAGAAAGACACGGUGACUGCAGAAGUCUCUGAUGAAGUCACUUUCUGUUCCAUUACUUCCAGAUUGCAUCUGGAAAGUAGCGAUUUGAUUCCUUUUACUGAUUUGAGGUCUUAUGAUUCACUCAUUGAGGUACGGAUCGCUUUUAGGAGGCCUUUGAAGUAUUUGAGUGAGAGCAUCAUAGUAGUUUUUGGUGCACCGUUAAUUUGUUAUCUCAUGUACUGAAAUGGAAUCAUUAUAUUUUGUUAUUAUUGUAUUAACUAUUGAUGAAAUGUUCACAAGUGUAUUGAUACAAAUAUUUUUUGUUUUCCAAAGCUUUUGUUAGGUAUUUUAUUCUGAUUAUAGUCAUAAUAAAGAAAUUGCAGGCAAAUUGGCAAAACUAUUCACUUGAAUUGGAAAAAGUGCAGUAUUGAUAUCAAUAUCAGUGAUGCUGGCUCUGUACUGCCUGGGUAUCGCAUGGGUUGUCUGAUGCUCAAUAUUAUUAUGGACAUUGAAUGCACCACCUAAUAAAUGAUUGUUUUCCAAUGUAUCCUAGGCCUGUCACGAUAAUCGAUAAACGGAUUAAUCGAACGAUAGAAAAAAAACCAAGGUUGUUCAUUUUGACGCCUUGGUAAAUUGCAUAUACGUAUGCCUGUUCCGUUUCCUCGUCUCACUGUAUGCAGGCUUGAUGACAAGAGGGUUCACUCAGCAUGUGUCUGUGCACGUCGGUUCUGUAGCGUGCUUUUCUGUACUGUUUUUAAACGACUGCUAAGUCCAUGCUUAGAUCUCACAGAGUUCUUGGUUAUUCUUCAUUAUACAUCGGUUAUGUUGUGUCUGUUUGUAUCCACCUAUUGCAUUGCUGUGUGAUGUUUUAGGUCUUUUCUGACACCAUGAGUAGGAUUGGUAUGUGAAGUGGUGAACUCCCGCGAUUUCAGUGGGGUUGAGAAGUUCAUUGUGAGCCUCGUUGUUACUCUGCUUUCAAAAUAAAGGUACGGUACCUCUUCUCACCAACUCGUGAGUGCCUCCAUAGGCGACUUAACGCAGGGACACUAUACUUGACUACCAUCUAGUGGUUCAAAUAUAACAUGACACUUAAUGAAAAAAAUUGUCUAAAAAAAGUGACGAUAAUUGAGUCAAAUUUGUUAUCAUGACAGGCCUAAAUGUAUCACGUCUGCUUUGUUUUAGUUUUCACUACUCGGUUUGGUCACUUGUUUGGGGGUGUUACCAAAAGAAGCAACAGUGUUGACCCAUUGUGGCGGGAAAUGUUUGUGUGAUUGAUUCUAUGGAUUUGAACAAGUUUGAGCACUGGAAUUAUAAUCGGUGAUUUUAAUGCCUUGUCAAUAAAGCUGUAAGCAUGAUUUUAACUCAACUAUGCGUCUGGAGGUCUGUGACUGACUUUACAGCAUCUCAAUAAGGUUCAUGACUGGUGAGGCACUGACCUCGUCAAAAAAAUGGAAGUGAAUUUUACAGGUUUACAGGCACCCAAAAUGUAUAUUAAUAAGGGAUGUGGUUGGUUGGAGCCCUCUCCAAAGAGCACAAGUCGGUAAGUUUUUGUCGUGUGAAGAGUGGCUCUAGACACCCGACACCUCGGGCGCUACACUCCAUUCAGCCUGCCUGUGAUGUCAUUGCCACGCUUGAUACUUCUGUACUUGAUAUUUCUAUAGUUUCUAAGUCCAACUUGAAGCCUUUCAAACUCAUGGAUGGGAGCUUCAGGACAAGAUAAAAGGUAUGCAGGAUACAAAUUCACUUUAAUAUCUACCUGCAGAUGAAAUUUCAUUAAAAUGUGAAAUAUGUUACUUUUGCCCCGGGAUGACUGUGAGGCCGACAUGAAAUGACACUGGAUUUUCUUGCCUGGACUUUUGAUGAUCACAAAAUGUAAAUAGCUGCUCUGCUGACUUUUAAAACAAAUGUCACAGCCCAAGUUAUGGUAUAUUUUGUAGUUCGGUUGUACUUGCCAAGGUCCGUCGGUGGAUCACAGAUUUGGUCUUGACUCAAUGUUACAGCAAUGGGAACCAAAGGCACUAUGUCCCGGUGUGACAUUUGCUCUAACUUCUUUAAUACCUGGGAUAGAGAAGUGAA